AUGGAAGGAGGAGAAGAGUUUCAAGAAGAAGAUGUGUGGUCGGUUCUGAAAGAAAGAGAAACUCCAGGUCCUGAAAUGCAAAUGUCCAAAAGUAACAAUCUCUUCUCGGCCUCUUCUUCAUCUCCUGCACGGUACAUUCCUAAGGGCAACGAGGUCUCCGGGGUAAAACAGUCAUCUGCUCCAAUGAAUGUUCCUGACUGGUCCAAGAUUUAUGGGAACAACACAAGAAGCAGCCAUUUUCAUUCACGGGCCAUUCAUGACGAUGCUGAUGAUGAAGAAGACUCAAUGGUUCCUCCACAUGAAUUGGUAGCAAGAAGGCUUGCAAGAACACAGAUCUCAUCUUUCUCCAUGUGUGAAGGAAUCGGAAGAACACUCAAAGGAAGAGAUCUCAGCAAAACAAGAAAUGCCGUCUUAACCAGAACAGGUUUCUUGGAAUCGAAUGUCGCAACCACAUCACCACCACCAUAG
Microthlaspi erraticum is the source of this 468-nucleotide messenger RNA. Lineage: Eukaryota; Viridiplantae; Streptophyta; Magnoliopsida; Brassicales; Brassicaceae. The record is from the annotation of a GenBank genome assembly.